Oryzias melastigma (Indian medaka) is the source of this 1657-nucleotide messenger RNA. Its product is annotated as peptidyl-prolyl cis-trans isomerase FKBP1A. The record is from RefSeq and is a predicted model, not a curated record. NCBI's taxonomy places the organism in Eukaryota, Metazoa, Chordata, Actinopteri, Beloniformes, Adrianichthyidae. The coding region runs from base 211 to 540 and encodes 109 amino acids. Gene Ontology annotation, molecular function: peptidyl-prolyl cis-trans isomerase activity. The transcript has 5 exons.
GGGGACCACCUACUUUUAAAAAAUAAAAGCAUCUGGAAUAAAUUAUAAAAAAAUAUUUGGGCUAAAAUAAAAAAAUAAAAAUUAGAAUUUAAAACAUAAAAAUGUUGGCGACUUGUUCCCCCCCUGCUCGUCGUCAGCAGGCCGGCCGGGGGUCUGCCUCCUCCUUCCGCAGACUGCUGCUGGAGCGUAAAGGAGAACCACCGAGAGAACAUGGGAGUGGAAAUUGAGACCUUGACCCCUGGCGACGGACGGACGUUCCCGAAGAAGGGGCAACGCGUCGUGGUGCAUUAUGUUGGAACUCUGGCAGAUGGGAAGGUGUUUGACUCCUCCAGAUCUCGGGGGAAACCCUUCAAAUUUAAGAUCGGCAACCAGGAAGUUAUUCGCGGCUGGGAGGAAGGAGUAGCUCAGAUGAGUGUGGGUCAGCGAGCGAAGCUUAUCUGCUCGCCGGACUACGCCUAUGGCAGUAAAGGUCACCCCGGAGUCAUCCCACCAAAUGCCACUCUGACCUUUGAUGUGGAGCUGAUUGCUCUCGAAGCCUGAAACUUGCAACUUGGUUGUUUAACUUCUCUCAGAUUUUCAGGGUCGAGUCCUUUCUCGGGAACACGGUAACAAAACGCCCACGGCUGACAGCUGGUUCUGAUUCCUGCAUAGGACUUCAUGUUUAUGAUUUCACAAAGUGUAAUAUGUCAUUUGCUGUAAAACUUUAUUCCUCUUAUUUCUGUUUUGGUGGAAACUGUAAGCUAAUUCUAAGUCAUUAGGCCAUCCCAGUGGAUUUGUGUUAUUACUUAUUUUUUUAUUGUUUUUGAACAUGAACAGGGAUUUUUUUUUUUUUUUUUUAUAUUUUUACCUUUCAAGCUUCUGCUAUAAGUAUAAUUUCUUAGAUAACUUUCAGUGAUGAGCGUCUCAUUCCUGCCUUUAUAUUAUGUUGUUCCGAUUGCUGGUAAUAGAUAGUCCAGAAUUAGGUGUAAUUUCCUGUUUUUCUUUCAUAAAUAACCUUUAUUAAUGCUUGUUAGUGUGGAAAAAUGCUGCUGGUCUUUCAUAAGUUUCAUUCUACAGCAGCAUGUUUUAAUUAGUGUUAUUAUUACACCAAAUCCAUUUUUUUAUUUUCUGGAUUUUACUUUUUAAAAGUUCUCACAAUACAUUUCAAGUGUUUAGUGAUUUUACACAAUAAUUUACAAUGAAUUGUAAAUUUUCUAACAAGAAACAGGGUGUUUUUUGAUAUUCCCAAUUGUUUUAUGAUGUUAGAAAUAACUAAAGAAAUUGAAAAUACGAUAGAAAUUGUCACUUCAAGCCUAAAGGCCAAACUUAAAACCACAUUUUUAAAGUUAUUUUGUUAUAUUUUCAAAUGUCCUCAUGUUUAAAAAUGUCUAGACAGCUCCAUAAAGCAGCAGCCUGCUGUUCAGUGCUAAGGCAUGUACUUUUAUUGCAGUUUCGACAUCUGUUACAUAACAUUUCUGAACGCUGACGCACAAAAGAGAGUCAGCUUUUACUUAAAGCUUUGCACAAAUCUAUAGCCUGAUGGGGGGAAACAAAAUACAUCGACUCCCUUUACCAACAUGCUUAUUUUCCUCAUACAUUCACGUGUUUACUUACCAAAUGUUCAGCCUUAAACUCAAGUUUUGGAUCUCUAUGAUGUAAAUAAACAGUAUAACACAAA